AAUGGCAGAAAUUAUGGAAGAAGAUAAAGUAACCAUCAAAGAAGAAAUCUGUACUGUAGAGGAUACAUGUACUGUGUAUGUAGCGGAAGAAGAUAUAAAAGAGGAAAUUACAGAAAAUCAAAUUAAGGUUGAAAAUAUCAAGAUUGAAUUAGAUCCCCUGUUCUCUGAACAAAAGAGGCUUGAAAUGAGGAAGCUGGGAGAUAAAAGUUAUCCCUGUGGAAAAUGUGAUUUUGUGGCAACUAAGUCCCGUAAUUUGAAAAGACAUAGAAGAAGUAAACAUGAAGGAGUGAGAUAUUCCUGCGAUCAGUGUGAAUACGCUGCUACUGAAGUUCAGAGUCUGAAGUUACACAUUGAAUCUAAACACAAAGGAGUGAGGUAUCCAUGCGAUCAAUGUGAGUACGCUGCUACUACACCGGGUAGUCUGAAGAAACAUAUUGAAAAUAAGCAUGAAGGAGUGAGGUAUCCCUGUGAUCAGUGUGAAUACACUGCAAUUGGUGUACAGCGUCUGAAGUUACACAUUAAAUCUAAACAUGAAGGAGUAAGAUAUCCUUGCGGUCAAUGUGAAUAUGCUGCAACUAACCAAAGUUAUCUGAAGAUUCAUAUCAAAAAUAAACAUGAAGGAGUGAGAUAUCCUUGUGAUCAAUGUGAAUACGUUGCUACUGGUGUACAGAGUCUAAAGGUACACAUUGAAUAUAAACACAAAGGAGUGAGGUAUCCGUGCAAUCUAUGUGAGUACGCUGCCACUACAAUAGGUACUCUGAAGAAACAUAUUGAAAGUAAGCAUGAAGGAGUGAGGUAUCCCUGUGAUCAGUGUGAAAACGUUUAUACUGGUGCACAAAUUCUGAAGCUGCACAUUGAAUCUAAACAUAAAGGAGUGAGAUAUCCCUGUGACCUGUGUAAUUACGUAGCCAACAAAGCAAAAAAUCUGAAGGUUCACAUUGAGAGUAGGCACCAAGGUGUUAGAUAUCCCUGUGGCCAGUGUAUGUAUGCUGCAACUCAUCAAAGUAAUCUGAAGAAACACAUUGAAAAAAAACAUCUAGGUGUGAGAUAUCCUUGCGAUCUGUGUGAAUACGUUGCGACUGAAGUAAAAAGUCUGAAGUUGCACAUUGAAUCUAAUCAUGAAGGUGUGAGAUAUCCAUGCGAUCAUUGUGAGUACGCUGCCACUACAGAAAGUAGUCUGAAGAUUCAUAUCAAAAAUAAACAUGACGGAGUGAGAUAUCCAUGCGAUCAUUGUGAGUACACUGCCACUAUAGACAGUAGUCUGAAGUUGCACAUUGAAUCUAAACAUGAAGGAGUGAGAUAUUCUUGUGAUCAAUGUGAAUUCGCUGCAACUGACCCAAGUAGUCUGAGGAGACAUACAAAAACUAAGCAUGAAGGAGUGAGGUAUCCCUGCGAUCAGUGUGAAUACCUUGCCACCCAAUCCUGUCAUUUAAAAGCACAUAAGAAAAGGAAACAUUAAUUAAGUAGUAGUUUGCAUUGUAAACUUCAAAUUUUCUUUUUCCUCAUUUAUUUUGAUCAUUCCAGCCUUCCAGGGGGGACGUCUCCAAAUUUAUACCUGGGAGAUAAGGAUUAAAUAAAUAUCUUUGUGAUCAAUGUGAUUAAUCUACAAUUUAAACUCAUAUCAAAAGGGAAAAUGAGAAAAUCAAUGAAAUAUCUAUCUAUCUAUCUAGUGACUCCCCAAUAACACAACUGUUACCAGGUAACCACCCCUCCCUGCAACCCAGAGCCCCCUUUUGUGGUGCAUGGAUCACACAGUUAUCAUGACAUGUGCAGUGAGACUGUUAUUCCUGAUUGGCAGUAGCCGAAGCCGUGAAGCUCUGGCUACCAUGGCCUGUAUCUACAGCCUGAUAUGAAAUAAGAAUUUAGUGUUUCCUUUUUAUAAUUUCCUCUGACCCUCUGGCCGGGCCACUGCUCUAUAAACCACCUGAUCUCUGCUACAUAAUAUAAUAUCUCUCUCUGUAGGACAUUUGAUGUGUAGAGUAUACUUGAAAAUUGUCCUACAGAGAGAUAAGGCUAAAUUGUCAAGAUUGAAGAAGAUCCCCUUUUCUCUGAACAAAAGAGGUUUAAAAAGAGUAAACGAGAUGCAAUUUUUCCAAGUGGAAAAUGUGAUUAUGUGGCAACUAAAUCCUUUCAUUUGAAGACACAUGAAUUAAAAGUAAACAUGAAGGAGUGAGGUUUCCAUGCGAUCAGUGUGAUUAUGUUGCUACUGGUGUACAGAGUCUGAAGUUGCACAUUGAAAAUAAACACGAAGGAGUAAGAUAUUCUUGUGAUCAAUGUGAAUACGCUGCCACUACAGCAAGAAAUCUUAAAGUACAAAUUGAAAAUAAACAUGAUAGAGUGAGAUAUCAUUGUUCACAUUGUGAAUACGCUGCCACUCAAUCAGGUGAUCUGAAGAAACACAUUGAAUCUAAACAAAGGAGUGAUAUAUCCCUGCGACCAAUGUGAUCACGCUGCCACUACAGCAAGCUAUCUGAAGAAACAUAAUAUGAGUAAACAUGAAGGAGUGAGAUAUCCUUGUUCCAAUUGUGAAUACGCUGUCACUCAAGCAGGUGAUCUGAGGAAACAUAUUAAAAAUAUUCAUGAAAGAGUUAGAUAUCCCUGUGAUCAGUGUGAAUACGUUGCCACCCUAUCUUAUCAUUUAAAAGCACAUCAAAAAAGAAAACAUAUUGAUUAAGAAGUGCUCUGUGGGUUAAACUUCAAAUUGUCUUAUUUGAAAAAAAAUUUUGUUACAACUUAUUUUUUUAAUUUAUUAAUAAUCUGCCCGGGGGAACGGCCCCAAAAAUACAUGGGAGAUAAGGAAUAGAUAAAUAAAGAUAUAUAGGAAGACGACCUUAAGGCAAUUUUAAGUGUAUUUGAUGUUGGUUA
Eurytemora carolleeae is the source of this 2865-nucleotide messenger RNA. Its product is annotated as zinc finger protein 142. Bases 2 to 1459 code for a protein of 485 amino acids. Gene Ontology annotation, molecular function: DNA-binding transcription factor activity, RNA polymerase II-specific; RNA polymerase II transcription regulatory region sequence-specific DNA binding. The transcript has 3 exons. The record is from RefSeq and is a predicted model, not a curated record. NCBI's taxonomy places the organism in Eukaryota, Metazoa, Arthropoda, Copepoda, Calanoida, Temoridae. Gene Ontology annotation, biological process: regulation of transcription by RNA polymerase II. Gene Ontology annotation, cellular component: nucleus.